Haliotis rufescens (red abalone) is the source of this 6983-nucleotide messenger RNA. Its product is annotated as kinetochore-associated protein 1-like. Lineage: Eukaryota; Metazoa; Mollusca; Gastropoda; Lepetellida; Haliotidae. The transcript has 62 exons. Gene Ontology annotation, cellular component: cytoplasm; RZZ complex; kinetochore microtubule. The record is from RefSeq and is a predicted model, not a curated record. Gene Ontology annotation, biological process: mitotic sister chromatid segregation; protein localization to kinetochore involved in kinetochore assembly; mitotic spindle assembly checkpoint signaling. Gene Ontology annotation, molecular function: small GTPase binding. Bases 144 to 6737 code for a protein of 2197 amino acids.
CCUCGAAUAUUGAUCAACAAACAUAGAUCUCGGCGAUCUUGUUUCACACAUUUACAAUUUCAAAUCGUUUCGACCUUAUUGCCCUAAACGGGAGCUGGAAGGACAUCUAUCAUCAUCCGUCAACCUCAAAGAGAAAGGUGAAGAUGGCAGCCUGGGACAUUGUGACUAGUGACUUUGGCUCAGAUGAAACGGCCAUCUUUGGCCCGAGACAAGAGUCAGGUUCUGCACUCUACCAAGUGGAGACUCUCGCAACAAUAUCUUCUAAAGAUGCGGACGAGAGCGUGGUGCCCAAGGUGGUGACGUCGGUCCUGGGGGAUCUGGCCUGUGUCGCUGUGGAGCAGCAUCUUGCUGUGUUCAGGGAUCUGCAACAUGCAGUCACUCUGGGAUUUGAGUCCCCUAUAGAUGCUGUGUCGUGGAGUCCUAAUGGAAGUCUUCUGAUCAUUGGAGAUAGCCAAGGCAUGCUGCUCAUUCAUGAGACGGAAACCAUGGAAACAGUCUUCUCCUUUAUGGUUGUGCCAGAAGCCGACCGAAGGGAUGGGAACGCCUUCAAGAAGAUUACGUUCCAAAUCAGAGAUGAUGGACUCUAUGACCUGUACAGUUUAUCAGCCGGAGGACGCCUGUAUGUCAUCCGAAACUUGGAUCUAUCACUGCUGGCUGAUGAUGUAGAGGACCGUGUAACCAAGCUGAUGGAGAUGCUGCAGUUUGUCAAUGUCCAGACCACAGACUUCCACACUCACAGAACACACGACAUCAUCACAACUCCGGACACAGUGUACACCCUCGGUACUGGGGACAAUAUCAUUGCUGUGUGGGAGUGGUCAGAUGGUCAGCUGGUUAUCCAGGACAUGGUCGGAGACAUGCUGGAGGGAGACGCUGGUAUGGUGACAGGGAAGUUAUCUACAAACAAAAGAUAUCUCAUCCUGCAAGACUCAAAUGACAGUGUGACAUUAUGGUGUGUCAAGAACCUGGUGUUAUUGAAGCAUCUGCCAGAGUUGAAGGUCUCCCAGUUGUUAAUGCUGGACUCAUCAGAAGACCCCACCAGCAGCCUGACAAGUAUGAAGCUGGUGCUGAUGUCGGCAGCUGACGAUGGUUACAGUGCCUUGUCCAUCCGGGAGAUGCCAUCCUUCCAGCCUGUGUACUCACUACAACUGGCAGCAGAUACAACCCUCUCCCAGUGUAUCCCCACACAGGAGGUACUCUAUGUAGCAGAAGUUUGUCCCUCAGAGAAGCCAGGCCAGUCUGCCACUGUGAGGUUCCGAUGUUUGACGGAGACAAAUCCACAGACAAGGCUGUACAGGAUUCUGCACAAACAGCGGUUUGAGGAAGCUGAGAAGUUUGCUCGGAUGUUUAAUCUAGACACAGAGCUUGUCUACAAGGUGAAACUGAGCUACAUUCUUGACCAGUUGUCUCCCUGGAAUGUCCACAAGUGUGAUUCGGACAUGGUAGCUGACCUUCUCACCCAACUCUGGGACUGCUUACACAACAUCAAGGACGAUGCUGACAUAGCAGAGAAGUGUAUGAGGGCGGCGUUACCAUCGUUUGACGAGACUUGGAAACUCCUUGUUUUCUGUAAGACCAGGCUGCAGAAAUCCGCCACCCCAGAUGAAGCACUGAUGACAAAGUUACUGAGCACUGAGGGGCGUCUCAUUACCUACAGAUAUAUUUAUGGAUCAAAUAAACACAGUUACAGAGCCGAUACCUGGGAAUACUUCUCUAGGAUGGACACCCUGAAGGAAUGUCUGAGAUCAAUGCGGGACGGCAACUCACACAUGGCAUUCACACUGUGGACCAGACACCAGAAUGAAUGGGGUGAUAAACUGACCCCAUCUGUAAUAGACCACUUCUUGUCUGAGAUCCCUGACCGGAUGACAGCCUCAGACAUACAGGGGUGGUUGCUGACAUCCCUCAUACCCCACAUUGGUACCAAGCUGCCCCAUGCAUUGUUCAACAUUGUCAGCUGGGUUAUUCAAAAGGCUCUCAACAUGGAACUCCUUGAAAAGACGGCAUGGCCAGAGAACGCCCUGGGCUUCCUUCAGGAGACACACAGGAGUGUCAGUGAGGCUCUAAAACUGACGACCACGUCAGCACAUAAUCCAUCCGAAAACGUCAGGAAGAGUGUAAACAAGAGUGAGAAGACCCUGCAGCCUCUGCAGGAGAUGAUGACGUCCCUGAAGCAUCUGUGUAAUCUCCACAACAAGUACAAGUGUCACCUUCGACUUACUGAGUUUCUCAAGGAGACGACGGAGAGUGUGGCUUUCCGCAUGCUGGACAAGGUGGUGGCCCUAGAACUGAUUGUGCCGACCCUGGAGCGACAGAUCCGACCCUACAUGCGGGAACACAGGCUCAACGAAGAUCAGGUCUUCUCCAAGUAUAUCAAGGAUCUGCUGGAGCGGACAAGCAACAUCACCUCCUAUACAGGGGAGUCCCCCUGGGAGACCAAGGCCAUCGCUGUCAUCGACUUCAUCAAAGGCCUGAGGGAGAAAGGUGAGGCAAUCCUGGAGGUGAUGAAGUGUGCGUCACUGCCACUGAGUGACAACGUGGACAAGCUGAUACAGAGGGGCUUACAGCUGGAUCAUCCCAUUGUGAAAACGCUUAAAGAGGAGUGUCACAUGCUGGAGGUGAAGAAGCUGAUGCAGAAGUAUGGCAUGAAAAAUCUCAAUCUACCAACGAGAAGUAAAAUACAGCAAAUGAUGUACCACAUCCUGGCGCGUGACAUGGCAACGUGUAUGACGGAUGCAGUCCAGCUGAUCACCACGUAUGAGAUGAAGCUGGAGACAGAGCUGUACUUCUUCCGACUCCAGUGGCUGGUAGCUCACAACAGGCUGGAUGAUUAUUUUGACCUCCUGAAGACCUUGACCCCUGACCUCUCCCUUCACUGUGGACGGCGGAUCAUCAUUCUGGCACAAGUCAAGCUCAACACCAUCAUCUGUGACACACAGGAUAUCCUGGAUGUGAAGAGAUUGUUCACUGAGGCUGCUGUUGGCACUGCACGUCUGCUACUGCAAGAUGUACAGGAGCAUGUUAAUUGUGAGAUCUACGAGGAAAUGAGAAACGACUACAGUGAGAUGACAGCUCUCUUGGCUCUACAGUGUGAGUACAACAAGUUCCUGAUGUUGUCCGAGUACCGGUGUCGGACGUCCAGGGAGGCUGUGCUCAUCUCCUACCUCACAGACUUCUUCACAUCACAAGCAUCAACAAAGGGUGAUAUCAACUAUGCAAAAGUUUACAGACUGGCCAGUUUGCUGGAAGUGCCUGUGGUCCAUCUCCACGGUCAGCUGGCCAUCAAGGCAUCAGGGACAGGUGACAUGGAGACAGCGGUCAAACACUGCAGUAAACUGCUGGAAAGUGACCCAUCCUGCUCCACAGCGGAGACCCUGUACAAGGUCGCGCUGUCCUUCCUGCAGCUGUGUCAGAAGAAGGAGGACGACACACUGGAGGGCAGCAGCAAGCUGCGGGAUCUCUCCUACACAGCUGUCGAACUGGCCGGUCUCGCUCUCACCAUGUGCAGCCCAGAGCGUAUGAGUGCAUGUCUGGACCUGUAUCGAGCCCUGUCACUGUGUCUGGAUGUCAGCAGACAGUGUGAAGUCGGCGAUUACUCUCAGUCUGUACAGAGCCCCAACAACAGCAUGUCGGUAGAGCAGCAGAUCAUCGCCAGUGAGAUGCAUGCUGAGUGGAACCUGUCCCCCAUGUUUAAAGAAGAAUCGUUAGUGAUGACCUCCAGCAAGGUGCUGCCCCUCACUGUCAACUACCUGCUGGCUGUCCCAUCCCUCGCUACAGGUAGCAAGGAUGCUGUUGUGACGAAACUGUCGCCGUCGGUGGUGCAGGGCAUGUCGGAGCCCCUCCUUCCCCUCCUCCUCCACCUGAGGGAGAACUCCCAUCUGGAACUGGCCUACCGAUUUGCCAGCCACAUCAUGUCCUGCCUCACACAGCACGUCACACAGUUCGACAUGGGAUUCGAACACAGCCAGAAACCAGCAGAGCUGGCCAAAGUUCUUGACCACUUGACCACAGCCAAAGAAAAAGUUGCCCCACUUAUGCAGGAACUCACCUUCGGCAUUCUCACAAAGAUCUUCAAUGCCCGCAAGGUGGACCAGAACCUGGGCCUGGCCUACAUCAUCAGCCAGCCUCACAAGGUGAUCAUGGAGAGCCUCAAGAUGUUAGUGUCUGCCUCCGGUCACAACUACAAGAAACUCAUGGCGCUGGCCUCUGUGGGACGAGCAAUGGGUUGUCUGCUACAGGAGGUCAAGGUGACGUCCAUGGCCGAAACCAUGGACACCAGAGCCACAUGGGGACAUCGACUCAGUAAGAUCAAGAUUGAUUUCAAAACGGCAUUCCAAGGAACAACCAAAGAGAGAUUAAAAAUUCUGAAGGCAAUAGCCCAGAAUGAUGCUGCUGAGGUCAACAUCAUCACAGAUUACUGCAAAGACUUUAAUCUGGAGGUUAAAGAGGGUCUCAUGAUCUACAUCCAGCAUGUGUUGUCACUGGAGAUGCCGAUGUGGGAGGGGACUUGCAAUUUAGCCCAGCGCCGAUCUCGCACCCAUAAAGCCAGGGCGGCCAUCAGAGUGCUGCCAGAAUCUGACAUGUUGGAGAUGGAACUUAAUAGGUUACUGAAACAAUGUAACCCAUACGACUAUGAGACCAUCAGGUUCUUGCUGGAAGAAAUACAGAGAUACGACAGCCAACAGGCCAUUAAGGGUCUUGAACUGCUGGAAUAUAUCAGUGUUUACAACAGAAGAUAUCCGCCAUCAGAAUAUGAACAACAGUACCGUGGAGAAGGGGAGAGAGAGGAGUUAUCAGGUGUUCUGGACACACUCCCGGCAGCCAGCAAGAAGUUUGUCCCCUUCCAUCCGCUAAUGUUUGGUGACCCUUGGAAGAUUAUCACACCUGAGCUUGAAGAUGAUUCUGUUUCAAUAUGGCUUCCGAUUGCAAAAGUGUUAAAGCUACAAGAGGAUCAGAUACCACUCAUGGCAAUACAGAACAUGGUCCGACGUCACGUCAAGUCUCUCCGACAGCAGGCUACCGGAAACUUGGACAAAAACAGCUGUGACUGGAGCUUUGACCAAAACAGCGUGGCUUUCCUCGAUAGAGUGAGGGAUCUGCUCAUGAGUGUGUCUAACUGUGAGAUGGGGCUAGCCUGUGCUACUUGGCUCUUCAAGGAGCUGCCCAUGGGUGGGGAGAAAGUGAUUGCUCUCAAAGGCUGUGUGAUGUUUGCCGAGAAAUGGUACCAGGCCUGUGAUGAAAAAACCCAGAAAGGACAAAGAGAUAAGGCCCAGGCUGCCUAUUUGAAGUUUGUGGCAGUGUUCAAGCGUCUGUCCACGGAGCGUGUUCUGUUCAUGAAUGACCUGGCAGAGCCUGACAUACUACAGCUCUGUAGCAAGCCGGCCGACCUGAUUGUCAAGCUGUAUGAACAUCCCAGCAUCACGGCGUCCUGGGACUGCCAGGUCAAAAAGCCAGAUAUCAAUGCUGUUGUGAAGGAGAUCAGUGAAGUGAAUGACCUUGAACUAGAAAGUAUCUGUUUUGGUCUAAUCAAGAAAUGGCUGCCGUCUGUGGAGGCUAAACAAGAAGCUGAUGAUACAAUGACCUUCAACUUUGACAAUCUGAAACUUGCAGGAGAUGAACCCAGACAAGAUGAUGAUGAGAGUCUCAGGCGAGUGAUGUACAUCAUGAAAGGCAUCAACAAGGAGGACUGCGCCGUCACAGUCUUCAACUUCAUCAACCAGGAAACUGACAGUGAGACCACCAACCAGUGUCGAGUGAGAGGACUCCAGUGUCUUCUACAGGUGUUCAGCAGGGAGGAUGUAUUUCGGAUAUGUGACAAGUCAGCUCAGGAGCUCAGUGAGCUGAUGCAUGUGCUGCUGUACCUGGUUGAGCUUGAGAAGCUGCACAUCCAGCACUCAGUGCAGACGUUCCGGGAGUGCAACAAGGAGGGUCUCAUCAUGGGGGUAUGGAGGAACCACAACCACCAGAAGACGGGUGUACGGCUGGUGGCGGCACUGUGUCAAGACUACAAGGUGUACGACACACAGCUUUGGAACAACAUCCUAACACAGAUGCUGGGGCAGAGCAUGAGAUGUGAGCUGGAGCAGGUGCUCCUUCAUCUGUGUGGUGUAGCAGAGGUCUGGUGUGUGCCCAUCUUUGUCAAAGUGUGGCAGUCUGUGCUCUCCAUGCCACUCAAUAACAUGUGUUCUCCCCUCAGUGAUGACCAGACCAAGGACGUCCUCUACUACUUCAACCUUCUGUCCAGAUGUCCAGUUGUGACCAGCCUUGACCUUGUGUCGUUGAGUAACCAGUUCCAGAACCUUGAGCUGCCAGUGUGUGCAGCCGGCUGUCUGCUGAUGUCACCCACCUCGCCCCGACAGAAGGUCAAGGACAUCCUGGAUGGACCUCACCAUCUGGAGGACAUUGCACAUCUGGGACGACUCGGACUCAACAGCUUCUCAGUGAAGCAGAUGGAGGAGUUUGUGUAUGAGGAGAUUGAGCUUGACAAAGAGUAUGCCAGUGUCAGUAAGCACCAGCUGCCUGGCUUCAUACAAUACAUCAUAGCACAGGGGAAUAUAGACGGCAUGCUGGUCUUUGCCCUGGAGAACAGCAGGCUGAAAGAGGCAGGUCAGUUGGUGCAGAUGUACCUGGCAGAGGACAGUGAGAUGGAGGACCAAGUUGAGGACUACAUGAGGACAUACAGAGAGGAUGACCUUCUGCAGGCUUACUUGAAAGUAAUGAACAUACAGACAAGCUGAGGGACUCCAGUGCCUUGAACAUAGGAGGAUGGGUUAAUAUCGUAUAACUAUGUGUGUAAAGGAUGAAUCAUAAAAUCAUGUGCAGUAUGAAUUUGUUAUACACCUAUAUGUAAAUAAAAAAACAGCACAACAUAUGACUUUUACCUUGUUUAUUGUAUCACAGUAGGAUAACAGUUUAAUACUGGACCCAGCUAUAAUUUGUUGAGUCUAUGCUGUAUAUGUCAAUAAAAAUGUACAAAUUCUUAA